CCAUCACCCCGCGACACUGCGGCGUCAUCAGGCUGCGCCGCAGCCGGGGCCCGGCGGGUCCGGUGGUGUGCCGGUGCCCCGGCGCCGGGACCAUGCUGUUCUCGCUGCGGGAGCUGGUGCAGUGGUUGGGCUUUGCCACCUUCGAGAUCUUCCUGCACGGGCUGGCGCUGCUGGCCUUCUCCGUGCUGCUCGUGCUGAAGGUGGACGGCGCGGCCGCGGCGCUGUCCUGGUGGGUGGUGUUCGUGCCGUUCUUCGCCGCUGACGGGCUCAGCACCUACUUCACCACCAUCGUGACGGUGCGGCUGUUCCAGGACGGCGAGAAGCGCCUGGCCGUGCUGCGGCUCUUCUGGAUCCUCACCAUCCUCAGCCUCAAGUUCGUCUUCGAGAUGCUGCUGUGCCAGAAGCUGGUGGAGCACACGCGGGAGCUCUGGUACGGGCUCAUCAUGUCGCCCGUCUUCAUCCUCCUCCAGCUGCUCAUGAUCCGAGCCUGCCGGGUGAACUGACGCCGCUGGCACAGGUCUGCCUCCCCGCGGGCUUUGCCUGGUGUGUGUCCGUACAGAGGACAGCAGGGUACACAGGGCUGGCGCUGUGUGCUGGCGCUCUGGGCUGCCACUGAGCUGGCUGCAGGGCCGUAGAGUGUCGUGGUUCUUCAGAGACCCUUCCGUGCCGCAUCCUCGUUUCCGUUCACUGAGCUCCAGGUGUUGCUGCGCAUCCUGCCCUGCACCGUUUGGCAGUCGUUUUAUUUUAAAAUAAAAACGCAUGGAAGGAU
Melopsittacus undulatus (budgerigar) is the source of this 769-nucleotide messenger RNA. It is a transcript of the gene TMEM203, whose product is annotated as transmembrane protein 203. The coding region runs from base 93 to 503 and encodes 136 amino acids. Gene Ontology annotation, biological process: intracellular calcium ion homeostasis. Gene Ontology annotation, cellular component: endoplasmic reticulum. The record is from RefSeq and is a predicted model, not a curated record. The transcript has a single exon. NCBI's taxonomy places the organism in Eukaryota, Metazoa, Chordata, Aves, Psittaciformes, Psittaculidae.